Messenger RNA from Purpureocillium lilacinum, 1083 nucleotides. Lineage: Eukaryota; Fungi; Ascomycota; Sordariomycetes; Hypocreales; Ophiocordycipitaceae. The record is from RefSeq and is a predicted model, not a curated record.
AUGGCCGAUGAGAGAAACAGCAGCAAUCGCGAGGAAACGACGACGCUGCAGUCGGCCUUGGAGUUGCUGGGCGCGUACCGCACCGUGGUUCAAGAGCUAAGGGAAGCAAUUAAGGACCAGAACGAGAUUAUCCGCACUCAGCAAGGAGCGAUCCGAGAGUUGAAGGAUGCAGCCGAAGAGCAGCACAAUUUGAUCCGUGAUUUGAGCCAACAACUAAAAGACAACCAGAAACAGACAGGCGACGAGCUGAAGCGCGUUCAUGAGCAACUUGAAGCUAUCACGGCGACCACAGUCUCUACCCCGCAGAGUUCCUUCACUGACGUCACAAGUUCGUCGCCAUCACCACAGCCCACUUACGCCCAAGUUCUCUCGUCCGCCAAUACGGCACGGACGACCAAUCGCAUUACUGCUGGUGCGGUUCGCACCCUCGUCGAGGGCGAGGUCCGGGCUGAACGGGAUCAUGCCAAUUGGCGAUGCCGUGCGGUGACCACCGAUGCACGCAACCGAAUGCGCUUUAGGAUUGUCUGUAGGGACGAAGCCGAGCACCAGUUGGUGAAACGUCUCGUCGGCGCGAACCUGCCGCGAGGUGCGCGGAUGUUGCGGGACGAGGUUCACCCCGUCCGCGUGGAUCAUGUCAACCGGGCUGCAAUCCUCGACGAGAUGGGUGCCGUUCUCACGGGUGCUGCCGAGGCCUUAGGCAAAGAAAACGACGUCCAGAUCGAGAAGAUCGGGUGGCUUAGCAAUAGCGAUCCGCCGAAGGCAUACGGCUCCAUGGUCGUGUACCUCACCAAGGAUUCAGAUGUGAAACGACUUCUAGGAGAGCAGUACUUUCAUGUGGAGGGAGAAUCCGGCACAGUUAAAGCAUGGGAACGCCGUUAUCGUCCAGUGCAGUGCUUUCACUGCCAGCAGAUCGGUCACAUAGCCAGAAAUUGCAGCAAGCCCCAAGUCUGCGCCAAGUGUGCCACCGAGGGGCACCACCACAAGACCUGCAACGAAACCACGUAUAAGUGUGCGCUCUGCGGUGGGCCUCACGAAUCGUACAGCAGGAACUGCAGCAAGCUCUACCCUUCCACGCAUGAGUAG